AAUUAAAGUGGAAGGAUAGCAGGGGAGGAAGGUGCAGACGACCAUGGCAGGCUAAGCUCCAGUUCUUGGCCAAACGCUUCUCUUUUUCCUUCACCAUUAAAGCAAGAGAGAGAGAGGCGCACGCAACUCAAAAUCCUCAAAUAUAUACCAUGAUUCGGUAGCUUCCUUUUUAAAACAUAAUUGGAUUCCUUUCCCCCACCUUCCUUCUUGCUUUCACAUAGCCUGCCCGGCCCUCUUUUCUACUCAGUCCUUCUAGCCAACUCCGUCCUCCUUAUCCCCUUUUCUCUCUCUCUCUCUCUCGCGGAUCCCACGAAAAGAUUCCUCCACCCUCUCUUUUAUGAGACUCCUCCUUUAAAAAGAAGAGAGAGAGAGAGAGAGAAGGAUGAUGCAAGGUGAUCAAAGGAGGCUGAGGAUGGAGAUGGGAAUAGGAGGAGGAGGGGGGGAGUGUUCGUCUUCAUCGGCGGCGGCGGCGGCGGAGGAGGAGCAGCGGCAGCUGCUGAAGGCGGAGAUGGCGGUGCACCCGCUGUGGGAGCAGGUGGUGGGGGCACACGUGGGUUGCCUCCGGGUGGCCACCCCGAUCGACCACCUCCCCCUCAUCGAGGCCCAGCUCGCCAACUCCCACCACCUCCUCCGGUCCUACGCCACCCGCCACCGCCCCUUCCUCUCCCCCCCGGACAAGCACGACCUCGACACCUUCCUCGCGCAGUAUCUUUUGGUGUUGUGUUCUUUUAGGGAGCAGCUCCAGCAGCACGUCCGAGUCCACGCCGUGGAGGCCGUCAUGGCCUGCCACGAGAUCGAGCAAUCGUUACAAGAUCUCACCG
Molecule: messenger RNA, 821 nt
Organism: Elaeis guineensis (African oil palm)
Lineage: Eukaryota; Viridiplantae; Streptophyta; Magnoliopsida; Arecales; Arecaceae
Source: RefSeq, a predicted model, not a curated record